Molecule: messenger RNA, 374 nt
Organism: Geodia barretti
Lineage: Eukaryota; Metazoa; Porifera; Demospongiae; Tetractinellida; Geodiidae
Source: the annotation of a GenBank genome assembly
AUGAACUACUUUAGUAUAAUGAUGAGUAAUGUCAACGUGUCUACAUGUUCUAAACACCUUGUUGUGAUUGUGUAUGUCAACUGUGGUGACCUCGAGAGCGAAGGUUGUACUCUGCCCUGUGAGAGGUGUUCAGUAAGCUGCUUGAAACUGCUGAUCUACCACCGGUUCUCUUUCCCCUGUGUGUGUUGACAGUGGGUGAGGAGUGACGGGUGGGGAGUGUGCCGUGUGAAGUGUGAGGAUGGGGACGAUGUGAUGGUGUCGUGAGGUGUGAUUGUAGGUCGACUGUGGGUUGAGGAGGGAGACUGGGUGGCCUGGUCGAAUUCCAGCCUGCCAGACAGUGCUGUUUGUAGCAAAAAUAAUAAUUGUAGGGGUAU